UAAAUCAUUUUAGACACUAUGGCUCGCUCUCUCCUUCCUUUGGUCUUGGCCUCUCUCUUAGCCCUAGCUACUCUCCAUGAAACUCAAGCUAUUGAGUACAUCGUCGAGAACCGGGCUGAGAACACCCCUGGCGGAGUCCGGUUUAGAGACGAAUUAGGCGUGGACUACACCAAGCAAAGAAUGAGAGACGCCACUGAGUUCAUUUGGAACCUCUUUAAGGAAACUACAGCUGCAGAAAGAAGGGACACCCCACGCAUAAGCUUGUUUGUCGAAGUAAGAGAUGGCAUUGCGGCUUCGAGCGGUGACAUAAUUCAUGUUUCAGCCAAGUACAUGGAGGACCUAACGGCAGCAAACCUCAAAAAAGACUUCAACUGGGUAAUUUACCAUGAGGUCACACACUCAUUGCAGAGGAAUGGAAAUGGUCAAGCUCCUACCGGAUUAGUAGAAGGAAUUGCAGAGUUUGUAACCUUGACGUCUGGCUUUAUAUACGACGGGUUUGCUCAACCUGGUGAUGGUAACAAUUGGGACGAGGGUUACGGCGUAACUGCUCGGUUUCUGGAGUAUUGCAAUGGCCUUAAAGACGGGUUUGUGGCAGAACUUAAUAAGAAGAUGAUAGAUGGUUACAGUGACGAUUUCUUUAACCAGUUGCUGGGGAAGACAGUCGAUCAGCUGUGGACUGACUACAAAGCCAAAUAUGCAAAUUAAGAAUGUCUCAUAUUAUAUACUUCCAAUAUUUAAGUUGAUGCAAAGCCAAUUAAGUUGAUACGUAUAUGAAUAAGACUGUUGUUAGUCCUUGAUUUAUUAUAUAUCAUCGUCCCCAAAUUAAAGCAAGUGACUAAUAUAUGGAAAGGGUCUCUACAUUAGCUACUUCGUUGUCAUUUUAGUUACUUUUAAUAAUCAACAAGAUGUAUUA
Molecule: messenger RNA, 913 nt
Organism: Argentina anserina (silverweed cinquefoil)
Lineage: Eukaryota; Viridiplantae; Streptophyta; Magnoliopsida; Rosales; Rosaceae
Exons: 2
Coding region: 19-705 (228 amino acids)
Source: RefSeq, a predicted model, not a curated record